UGAUAGACAUGAAAGAUCAGCAUAAAUAUAUCUUUUUGGAGACAAAUUUCUUGGUUCCCUUCCGAUGAGCUGACGGGCGCUACUUGUCUGGCCUCAGUCUUGCCUUGGCGCUCGUCGGGAACGCCAGCUCUCGUCUUCACAAAAUGUUCUGAAAACUGAAAUUAAUUAAUGGCUUGUUAUUUUUAAAAGAAGCAAAAAAAAAAAAAUAAGAAAAGAAAUUCGAACGUGUAAAGGUGGAUAAGAAAUAGUUUCGAACCAAUAUAAAGAUUAUUAUAAGGCAUCAAAAUGUUGCCAGCACAUUUUGUUUUGUGUGUGCUGGGCUGCAUUUCAUUUUCCGGAGUAACGCACGCCGUCUACGAGGACUGUAAGACACCGCCGCCCGUGGAUCAUGCUCGGGCCGUGCUGUUCGAGAGGGGCCAAGUCAACAUUGCCGUCUACAAAUGUGCGGCAGGGUAUGCGCUGAAGGGUCCCAACGAGCUGCUCUGCAAUGUGGACAGCGAGGAAUGGCAGGGCGAGCCGCCCAGCUGCAUCGAGAGCAAGAGCAAGGGCAAGGUGAGCACGCAUCACAACGAGCGCAAGAAGAAGAUGCUGUCCAUUCCCGAGGAGCCGAACGUGGCCCUCGAGCUGGCCCAGCAGCUGGACCUGAGCUGCAUUCAGUCCAAGGUGCAGGCGCCCGAGAUCAGCCAUGGCAUUGUCGCCAAAUACGAGCGACGUCGUCGGGGCGACAAGAUCUUCCUGGUGGCCUACUAUGCCUGCAACGAGAACUACGACUUUGAGCGGAUCCAGGUGCAGGCGCUCUACUGCAGCGCCAGCCAGUGGGUGGGUGAGCUGCCCGCCUGCUUGCCGCGCGUCGAAUAUCCAGAGGGGGACGACGACGAGGACAACGAUGACGACUACGACGAGUACGAAACGAUUGAGGGCGAGGCAGCCGAGGAACUGGAAAGCGAUUCACAACUAGGUGAGAGUGUGGAGCCUGUGGAGCCUGUGGCGCCACCACCACCCCCGCCGCCAGUGGUGCCAGAACUGAGUCCAGAGGAUGCGGAACCAGAAGUUGUGGUGCACGUGAAUGAGUCCGAGUCACAACCGGAGCAGCAGCCAGAGCUGGAAGUCGCAACGGAGGGUGUGCCGGCAGCUGCUGUCACCGACAUCAAUAUUGUUGUGGAGCCCACAAAGGAUCCAUAUUCGCCACGUCUGCUGGACGAGAGCUGCGGCGAGGAUCGCGGCGGCUGCGCCCACAAGUGCGAGCGUCUCCUGUUCCCCGGCGAGAAUGAGCCGCGUCUCAAGUGCAGCUGCAACGAGGGCUACACCCUGGAUCCGCAGGACUAUGCCAGCUGUCUUGACAUUGAUGAGUGCCAGGAGUCGAACGGCGGCUGCUCCCAGAUCUGCAACAAUCUGCCCGGCAGCCACGAGUGCGCCUGCGAAAAGGGCUACCAGAUCGAUGCCUCCACUGGCAACAGCUGCGUGGAUAUUGAUGAGUGCGCCAAGCCGGAGCUGGCCGACGAGUGCGCCUACGGCUGUGAGAAUACGCCCGGUUCCUAUCGCUGUGUGAUACCCUUGGAUACCAAAGAGGAUGCCGACGUCGUGUCCCAGGAAACGGCGCAGGGCAAUGCAGCCGAACCCAAGUCUGAGGUCGAGUCGAGUGUGGAGCCAGCUGUGGAGCCGGCUGUAGAGCCUGCUGCCGUGCAGCCCAGCUGCAAUCCGGGCUUUGCGCUCGCGCCGGAUGGCGGCGAGUGCCAGGACAUCAACGAGUGCGAAAUCGUCGUGGAGGACAACGAGGAUGCGGAACAUGUGCCGCAUCGCGUCUGCCAGCAGCAGUGCGAGAAUACGAUCGGCUCCUAUCGCUGCAGCUGCCGCGAGGGCUAUCACAUGCACGCCGAGGAUCAGAGCAGCUGUGUGCCCGACAGCUGCGAGGACCUGGACAAUCCGCAAUUGAAUCGCCUGCGCUGCGCCCACCAGUGCGAGAAUCUGCUCAAUGGCGGCUAUGAGUGCAUCUGCCCCGCCGGCUACAAGCUGGACGAGGAUCUGCACAGCUGCGUGGUGCUGGAGUCGGUGUGCAGCCGGGAGCAGGGCCACGAGCGCUGUCGCCCGGGCAGCUGCCUGCCCAGCGAGGACAACAGCACCUUCAGCUGCCUCUGCCCGCCCGGCUAUGCCAGCGAGGUGUUCAGCUGCCAGGAUCUGGACGAGUGCGCCAUGGGCACGCACAAGUGCAGUCACGAUUGCUUCAAUACCGCCGGCGGCUAUCAGUGCCUGUGCCCGCGUGGCAUGUCGCUGCAGGAGCCGGAUGGACACACCUGCGUGGCGCCCGAUCCCUGUGCGGCCAACAACAAUGGCUGCGAGCAGCUCUGCCUGAGCGCCGAGGCCGGCGCCUGCAACUGCAGCAAGGGCUACCUGCUGAGCGCCGACAACAAGAGCUGCGACGACGUCGACGAGUGUCAGGUGAACAACGGCGGCUGCCAGCAGCUCUGCCGCAAUCUGCCAGGUUCGCAUGCUUGCGCCUGCGACAGGGGCUACGAGCUGGCCGCCGACGGGCACAGCUGCCAGGAUGUGGACGAGUGCGCCGGUCUGCUCUCCGGCGGCUGCACCCACGAGUGCAUCAACAAGCCGGGCAGCUACGAGUGCGGCUGUCCGCUCGGCUAUCUGCUGCAGGAGGACGAGCGCAGCUGUCGCCCCGCCCUGGUCGGCUGUCCGCCGGGCGCGCGCCACACCGACCAGGGCUGCGAGCCCAUCGAAUGCGCCACGGGCCUGCUGCUCGGCGCCGACGGCACCUGCGUGGACAUCGACGAGUGCCGUGUGAACAACGGCGGCUGCUCGCACGAGUGCCUGAAUGCGCGCGGCUCCUACAAGUGCGGCUGCCCGGCUGGCUACCAGCUGGCCGCCAAUUCGCGCGACUGCCAGGAUGUGGACGAGUGCGCCGUGAACCAGGCCGGCUGCGAGGGCAGCUGCGUCAAUGUACCCGGCAGCUUCAAGUGCGAGUGCGCGGCGGGCAAGAGAUUGUCCUUCGAUGAGCGCAGCUGCUACGAUGUGCCUGCCAUUGAGCCCAGGGUGGCGCUGGCCCUGCCACCUCCAGUUCCCCUGGCGCCAGUUGCUCCGGCAGCUCCGCCCGUGAUGCCCGUGCGCCCAUUGCCAACACUGAGACCCUUGACGCCGCCAAUUGUUGCGACAGGCUUGCCCGCAUUGCCCGCAUUGCCGGGCUUCCAGGUGAGAGAUCAGUGUGCGCGCUUCCAGGCGCCGGCCAAUGGACAGGCGCACUGCAACAGGUAUCGCCACAAACGCAAACUCUUCUACAAUACGCGCUGCAAGGUGCGCUGCAAUCCCGGCUACCAGCUGCUCGGCUCCGAGAUCAGAAGCUGCGGUGCCUCCGGCAACUGGGAGGGACAGGAGAACAAGUGUGUGCCCAUUUCCCAGCCACGUCGCUGGAUGACAGCGGGCAGCUCACGCUCUGCGCCCGCCCAGGCCGGUUGUCCGGCGUUGCCGGCGCCGCGCAAUGGCGUCAUCUCGCCCGCCAGCUGCACCCGGGGCGCCUCCAGCUUUGGAUCCAUCUGCCACCUGCAGUGCAACAUGGGCUUUGUGCCCGUUGGCGGCAUGCUGACCACCUGCAUGAACGGCUGGUCCCUGGGCAGCGUGCUGGAGUGCAAGCCAUUCGCCUCGAACUUCUUGAGCAAUCAAUUGCAUACAGAGACCCGUGUCCAGGCACCCUGGCAGCAGCAGCCAUUUAGACAACAGUCAUCCGUUCAACAGGUGCGCCGGCAGCAGGUGCCCGUCCAGCUUCCAGUUAACCGGCCGUACAUCAGGUGCCCGGAGAACGUGGUCAUCCUGCUGAAUCCGCAUCAGAGCAAGGCCCAUGUCAUACUCCAGCGUCCAGCUACGAAUCUGGACUAUCGUCAUGUGGUUGCCUUUCCGGCUUGGGCCAAGCAGCUGCAGGGUCAUCUGCCCGCGGGCACGCAUAAGAUCGUCUACAGGGCCCACGAUCCGGCGACAUCGCAGACCGUUGGCUGCCAGACCAUCAUCACCAUCAAGCAGGCACCGGCUCCCAGCUCUUACGCAUCUUUUCCCGUUUUCAGACCAGCUGCAACGCCAGCAUUUAGACCUGCGCCACUUCCAGACUUUCGAUCCGCUUCCCUUCCACAGUUCGGAGCAGCUCCGAAACCUUUUGCCAGCCUCUUUGAUGCAUCGCCUACAUUGAGACGUUCCGAGAGCCUGAUUGCUGAGCGACCCGCUGUCAACCCAAUUGAGGAGACACAAUCGCCAAGAUCAUCCGAAAACUCUCGCAUAGAUCUGGGCUCUUCCUCAUCCCGCUACUGUCCGCCCUCCUUUGAGGUGCAUUUGAAGGAGAAUCAAAAUCUGCGCUCCGUUGUCUGGGAAGAGCCGCGCUUCGAGGGCAAACUCUUGAAGAUCUACAAAUCAUCUUUCCCUGGCGCACUGUUCGGUCGGGGGGAUCAUGACAUCAAAUAUGAAGCCACCACCACGGAUGGCUUGACCCAGCAAUGCAGCUUCCAAAUACAUGUCAAGGCCGCUGAACCCACACCUGCUCCCAGCCAUGCCGAGAUUAGCUACCCGGACCUGUCCUCUGCCCCCGCUGCACUCACUCAGGCCACGCACAGCAGCCUCUUUGCUGGCCACGAGUCAUAUGUGGUUUGUCCCGGCAAGCAGCCGGUCAAAGUGACCGCCAGCCAAUCCGUCAAUCUGCCCGUGGGCUGCACUCUGAAGAACGUGCGCUCACAAACGUCGACACAGGCGCAUCCGAAACGCGGUCUCCUCACCUCGCUCUGGCGUCAAUAUAAUAAUUUCUAAUUAUUUAUAAUUUAUAAUAAAUAAUUUCUUAAUAAUGAUUUAUUUUUUGUAAAGAACAUUUGUAAAACUACAUGAAUUUUUGAUACCUUUUUUAUGCGAAUUAUUUUUGGAUAUCUCUUAUGCGUAAUUUAAAUAAAUAUUUUAAUGAAAUUUA
Drosophila montana is the source of this 4945-nucleotide messenger RNA. RefSeq lists its product as uncharacterized. The transcript is spliced from 12 exons. The coding region runs from base 286 to 4791 and encodes 1501 amino acids. Gene Ontology annotation, molecular function: calcium ion binding. The record is from RefSeq and is a predicted model, not a curated record. Lineage: Eukaryota; Metazoa; Arthropoda; Insecta; Diptera; Drosophilidae.